GGCUGGUUGGAAGUUGAAGAUGAGGUUGAAAAAGUAUCCCCCGCGUUUCCUCUACGAAUUGUCUCUCUCCAAGUUGAAAAUAGUUCCGACCAUUCUGUUCAUUCAUUUCGUGUCACAAGCAGGCAGCAAAGAGUUAGUUAGCCUUCUCCCUUCUCUGUGCCGAUGGAGAAUCCGGGCAUGGGAACAACCUGUCGGACGGACAACUCUCGAGAUUUGAAUGGGCUUUCCAAGUAUCAGUUGACAACAUGACUCGAAAGUGGCAAGGUCUCUCCUCCCUUCUUGGGCUGGCCUGGAUUUUGGGGACAACACGUGGUCACUAUCAUCAUGGCAAGGACUCAGACUUUUACGGCGAGUACUAUCUGGAUCGAUACGAUCAGAAAGUGUACACGUACUGCUAUGAGAAGGGUUUCCUUCUUCGACACCAUUGCCGUCCUCCACCCACACAUUACAAAUACUCGACUUACCAAACCGAAGAGCAUCAAACCUCUUACUACGCCACGUCCCAUUUCUUGGUGAGCCCGAGCUAUUCCCACCAAUACCACCACUACGAUGGCCGAGGCAACAUCAAUGUGGGCAAGGGCCAAUAUUACCUUCAGGGUCGAGAUUUGGUGGUGGAGUGUGACUUCCCGUCUAGCUCGCGCCAUCUCUCCAAUGUGAUCUGGUAUCGCAAAUCUCACGGAAAUCAUGGAUAUGCCAAAGAUCAUGAUUACCACCGACAGAAUCGCUAUCGUUACUAUGUCGAGAAUUGGGGUGAGAAUGGCUCGAGAUUGAUCAUUCGAGAUUAUCGUCCGGUCGAGGAUGACGGAGUUUAUCGUUGCUUUGCCACACGAUAUCGACCCGGAAGAUACAUCGGUGGACGAGACAAGGAUACUAUUUACAUGGAAAUCGAUGUUUAUCCUCGGAAGUGGGCGUGGGAUUGAAAGCAGCGAGAGUGUUCAAGCUUAAGCCUUGGUCAUCAAAUCUAUUCGAGACCAAAUGUGUGUUCAAUUGAAAGCCUUCCUGCUUGCCGCUUGAGAUGCAAAACAAGUCCACGUGAUAGUGGUUUUUCGCUUCUUUUGCUUUUCGCAUUUUGUACAAAUGGCAAUUACUAGGCAAGAAUAAAUUCUUUCUCUUCA
Molecule: messenger RNA, 1115 nt
Organism: Tigriopus californicus
Lineage: Eukaryota; Metazoa; Arthropoda; Copepoda; Harpacticoida; Harpacticidae
Exons: 1
Coding region: 246-920 (224 amino acids)
Source: RefSeq, a predicted model, not a curated record